CAGCCAUGUCGGAUAGAGAGGAGGAUUUUGACAUGAACGAUAACGACGCCACGCGCGUCGACGAGGACGAGGAAGAAGAGCACGAGCAGGCAGACCAGGAGCACGGGCAGGAGCAGGAACAGCGUCCCGCGAGCUCGAGCAAGCGCGUGUCCAUAUAUGAUGCCUUGGACGACGACGACGAAGACGAGGACGAGGACGUGGAGGAUGAUGACGACGAAGAUGACGACGAGGACGAGGACGAGGGGAAUCGGAGGGGGCGCAAACGCGCAAAGCACCGGCACAGGAAGCCCGCUGUGAACCGGUUCCUCGAUGUCGAGGCCGAGGUCGACACCGAGGACGAGGAAGAGGAGGACGAGGAAGAGGACACGAGGGAAUUCAUCGCCGAGCCCGGGUUCGAAGGCGACGACUACGACAUCAACCGGCGCGCGGCCGUCAACGCGCGGCUCGACCGGCGCGCGCAGGAGAUGGACGAGCAGGACCUCGCCAAGAUCGCGCAGAACCUGCACGAGCGCUACGGCCGCGCCGGCGUGCGCUACACGGGCGACAUGAACGAGGUCCCGCAGCGUCUGCUCAUGCCCUCCGUGCACGACGCCUCGCUGUGGCAGAUCCGCGUCAAGCCCGGCCGCGAACGCGACAUUGUGUUCUCGCUCAUGCGCAAGGCGCUCGACCUCGAAUACACCGCCGCGCCGCUGCAGAUCCUCUCCGCGUUCCAGCGCGACUCGCUCCCGGGCAUGGUGUACGUCGAGGCGCGCUCGGCGCAGCAGGUGAACGUCGCGUGCAAGGGCCUCGUCGGCGUGUACCCCUCGCGCGGGAUCGUGCUCGUGCCGAUCGAGGAGAUGGCGAGCCUGCUGCAGAUCAAGAAGCAGGAGCAGACCGUCACGCCGGGCAGCUGGGUGCGCGUGCGCCGCGGCAAGUACCAGGGCGAUCUCGCGCAGGUGAUGGAUAUCACGGAGAACGGCGAGGACGUCGGGCUCAAGUUCGUACCGCGCAUCGAUCUCAAUCCGAAAGACGAGAACUCGAUCGACGGGCGCAAGCGCAAGAAGGCGUUCGAGUCGGGGGGCGCGGUCACCGGCGGGGGUGGGGGCGCGGGCGGGUCGUUCUCGAUGCGCCCGCCGCAGCGGUUCUUCAAUUUUGAGGAGGUCGUGAAAGUGUACGGGCGGAAGAACGUGUCGAAGCGGAACCAGGUGUACGUGUUCCAGAACGACACGUACCGCGACGGGUUCAUCGAGAAGGACUUCAAGCUCUCCGCGCUGCAGCUCGACAACGUGAACCCGUCGCUCGACGAGAUCACCAAGUUCACGCGCGGCGCGGGCGAGGGCGGCGCCGCCGGGGGGCUGGACGGGGCCGGGGGCAGCGCGGGCGAGAACACGGUGGAUCUGUCGAUUAUCGCGGAGGCGUCGCGCAAGGCCGCGAUCGCGGUGCUCCAGCCGGGGGACCACGUCGAGGUGUUCGAGGGCGAGCAGUCGGGCGUGCACGGUGUCGUGGACUCGAUCAGCCAGGACGUGGUCACGAUCGUCGCGGUCGGCGUGGACGUCGACGGGCAGAAGGUGGAUGUGCCCGCGCGCAGCGUGCGGAAGCGGUUUAAGCCGGGUGAUCAUGUCAAGGUUAUGGCGGGCAAGAACGCGGACGAGACGGGGUUGGUGGUUGCGGUGUCGGAUAAUGUGGUCACGUUUUUAUCGGAUAUGUCGAUGCAGGAGGUUUCUGUGUUUUCAAAAGAUCUGCGUGAAGCGGCUGAGGUUGGUUCGGGGACGAACAUCGUCGGUAACUACGAACUGCACGAUCUGGUUCAGCUUGACAUGCAAACCGUCGGUGUCAUCUUCAAGACCGAGCGAGACUCGUUCCGAGUGCUCGACCAAAACGGCCAGGUCCGCCUCGUGCAGCCGCACCAGAUCUCCAUGCGCCGGGACUCGACGCGGGCCAUCGCGACCGACUCUGAAGGCCACGAGAUCCGCGUGAACGACAACAUGAAGGAAGUCGACGGGGAGGCCCGCAAAGGACGCGUGCUGCACGUGCACCAGUCCUUCUACGCCUUCCUGCACAACCGCGAGAUCGCAGAGAACGGCGGCGUCUUCGUCACACGCACGCGCGCGCUCGCGUCGCUCGCGCCCAAAUCGAGCAUCGUCAAAACGGGGCUCGACGCGUCCAAGCAGAACCCGCUGCUCGCGGGCGGCGGCGGCGGCAUGGUCGGCUCGGGCACGAUGGGCCGCGGGCCGCGGGACCGCGACAUCGGCGCGCCGAUCACGGUCGUGCAGGGCUCGUAUAAGGGGUACCACGGGCUGAUCAAGGACACGAACGGGACGAUCGCGAGGGUGGAGCUGAAUACGGGGAACAAGGUUAUUUCGAUCGAUAAGGGCAAGUUGAGGAGGCGGUUGCCGAAUGGGACGUUGGCGCAGCUUGGGCAGCGGCCGCCGAUGGGCGCGGGUGGCGGUGGGUUUGGAGGGGGGAGGGGCGGCGGGAUGGGGCCACCGCAGGGGGGUGGCGGGCGGACGGCGAAUCCGUUUGGAGGGCGGACGCCGAACAGCGGCUGGGGUGGGCAGGCCGGUGCGGGUGCGGGUGCGGGUGGGCGGACGCCGGCGUGGGGGACGUCUGGGCGGACGCCGAAUCCGUAUGCGAGCGGGGACGGGCGGACGCCUGCGUGGGGCACGUCGGGGCGGACGCCGAACCCGUACGCGGACGGCGGGAAGACGCCUGCGUGGAAUGCGAAUUCGCGCACGCCGAACCCGUAUGCGGACAAGGAUGGGGGCAAGACGCCCGCGUGGAAUGUGAAUUCGCGUACACCGAAUCCGUACGCUGCGGCGCAGGAUGGCGGGAAGACGCCAGCGUGGAAUGUGGAUUCGCGCACGCCGCGGCAUCCCAGUAGCGGUGGUGGAGGGAGCGGGGGGCAGGGGAAUGGGGCGAGCGACCCGUGGUCGGCGGAUGGGGCAGCGUCGCCGCGGUGGGGGGCGGCGAAUAACAACGAUCCGUGGUCGAACAAUGACCCUUGGGGAGCGCCUACACCGGCUGCGACGGCGCCUACGCCUGCGCCCACUGGCGCCGCUGCCUGGUCAGCGUCCACGCCUGCGUACAAUGCGCCUACGCCCCGUGAUUCGGGUGUGCAGGCGUAUUCGUCGGCUCCGACGCCAGGAGGGCCGGGGAAUUACAGCGAUGAACCUGCGUCUGCGCCGACGCCCGCGCCUGCGGCGAACGACGGCGAUGGUCACGCUGGAGAUGACUCGUGGGUGAACACGUCGUACCUCCGCGGCAAGCGCGUUAUGGUGCAGGUCAGCGGCACGCUCGCGGACGGGUGGCAGGGCGGCGAGUACGAGGGCAGGCAGGGAUGGGUGCAGUCGGUGCUCCCGACGGGAUUCGACUUGACGGCGCAGGUGUUCUGGCUGCCUUCUGGGACCGGCCCGAUGACGGUCAAGACGAAGUACCUCGAGCCUGUGCGGCCUGAGGAAGGAGACCGCGCGGUCAUGAUUGGGGGCGAGCAGCUUCCGCUUGGGACGGAGGUGGAGUGCGGGGAGAACACGAUUGAUGGGUGGACGGUGCAUAAGCCGCAGGACAGUGAGACGUUUACUGUGCAGGAGGAGGAGCUAGCGAGGGUGCAUCGGGCGUAA
Messenger RNA from Coniophora puteana RWD-64-598 SS2, 3596 nucleotides. Its product is annotated as transcription elongation factor Spt5. Lineage: Eukaryota; Fungi; Basidiomycota; Agaricomycetes; Boletales; Coniophoraceae. Gene Ontology annotation, molecular function: mRNA binding. Bases 6 to 3596 code for a protein of 1196 amino acids. The transcript has 9 exons. The record is from RefSeq and is a predicted model, not a curated record. Gene Ontology annotation, cellular component: DSIF complex. Gene Ontology annotation, biological process: regulation of DNA-templated transcription elongation; transcription elongation by RNA polymerase II; transcription elongation-coupled chromatin remodeling.